Molecule: messenger RNA, 3694 nt
Organism: Lepus europaeus (European hare)
Lineage: Eukaryota; Metazoa; Chordata; Mammalia; Lagomorpha; Leporidae
Gene: PDZRN3
Product: PDZ domain containing ring finger 3
Exons: 10
Coding region: 122-3316 (1064 amino acids)
Biological process (GO): neuromuscular junction development; protein ubiquitination
Cellular component (GO): neuromuscular junction
Molecular function (GO): zinc ion binding; ubiquitin protein ligase activity; protein binding
Source: RefSeq, a predicted model, not a curated record
GAGCGAGCAGGCGAGCGGGCGGGCGGCGCAGCCGGCGUGUCUGGGCCGCCUCGCAGGGAGGCAGGGAGGGAGGGGGCAGCCGUCCGCCCGCCCGGCGGCGACCCCCGGCCCGGCCACCACCAUGGGCUUCGAGCUGGACCGCUUCGACGGCGACGUGGACCCGGACCUGAAGUGCGCCCUGUGCCAUAAGGUCCUGGAGGACCCGCUGACCACGCCGUGCGGCCACGUCUUCUGCGCCGGCUGCGUGCUGCCCUGGGUGGUACAGGAAGGUAGCUGCCCGGCGCGCUGCCGCGGCCGCCUGUCAGCCAAGGAGCUCAACCACGUCCUGCCCCUCAAGCGCCUCAUCCUCAAGCUGGACAUCAAGUGCGCGCACGCGGCGCGCGGCUGCGGCCGGGUGGUGCAGCUGCAGCGGCUGCCCGAGCACCUCCAGCACUGCGACUUCGCGCCCGCGCGCUGCCGCCACGCAGGCUGCGGCCAGGUGCUGCUGCGGCGCGACGUGGAGGCGCACAUGCGCGACGCGUGCGACGCGCGGCCCGUGGGCCGCUGCCAGGAAGGCUGCGGGCUGCCCCUGACGCGGGGCGAGCAGCGCGCGGGCGGCCACUGCUGCGCGCGGGCCCUGAGGGCGCACAACGGCGCGUUGCAGGCCCGCCUGGGCGCGCUGCACAAGGCGCUCAAGAAGGAGGCGCUGCGCGCGGGCAAGCGCGAGAAGUCGCUGGUGGCGCAGCUGGCCGCGGCGCAGUUGGAGCUGCAGAUGACCGCGCUGCGUUACCAGAAGAAGUUCACCGAGUACAGCGCGCGCCUCGACUCGCUCAGCCGCUGCGUGGCCGCGCCGCCCGGUGGCAAGGGUGAAGAAACCAAAAGCCUGACUCUUGUGCUGCAUCGGGACUCCGGCUCCCUGGGAUUCAAUAUUAUUGGUGGCCGGCCGUGCGUGGACACCCAAGAUGGAUCAUCCAGUGAAGGAAUCUUUGUGUCCAAAAUAGUUGACAGUGGGCCUGCAGCCAAAGAAGGAGGCCUGCAAAUUCACGACAGGAUUAUUGAGGUCAAUGGCAAAGACUUAUCCCGGGCAACUCAUGACCAGGCUGUGGAAGCGUUCAAGACAGCCAAGGAGCCCAUCGUGGUACAGGUGUUGAGGCGAACGCCAAGGACCAAGAUGUUCACGCCUUCCUCCGAGUCGCAGCUGGUGGACACAGCCACGCAAACGGACAUCACCUUCGAACACAUCAUGGCUCUCACCAAGAUAUCUUCCCCAAGCCCGCCCGUGCUGGAUCCCUAUCUCCUGCCAGAGGAGCAUCCGUCCGCCCACGAGUACUACGAUCCAAACGACUACAUUGGGGACAUCCACCAGGAGAUGGACAGGGAGGAGCUGGAGCUGGAGGAAGUAGAUCUCUACCGAAUGAACAGCCAGGACAAGCUCGGCCUCACGGUGUGCUACCGGACAGACGAUGAAGAUGACAUUGGGAUUUACAUAAGUGAGAUCGAUCCCAACAGCAUCGCAGCCAAGGACGGGCGCAUUCGAGAAGGAGACCGCAUUAUUCAGAUCAAUGGGAUAGAAGUGCAGAACCGCGAAGAGGCAGUGGCCCUUCUAACCAGCGAGGAAAACAAGAACUUCUCACUGCUGAUUGCAAGGCCUGAACUCCAGCUGGAUGAGGGUUGGAUGGACGAUGACCGGAACGACUUCCUGGAUGACCUGCACAUGGACAUGCUGGAGGAGCAACACCACCAGGCCAUGCAAUUCACCGCCAGUAUGCUCCAGCAGAAGAAACAUGAGGAGGACGGCGGGACCACAGACACCGCCACCAUCCUGUCCAACCAGCACGAGAAGGACAGCGGCGUGGGGCGCACGGACGAGAGCACGCGCAACGACGAGAGCUCCGAGCAGGAGAACAACGGCGACGACGCCACGGCGGCGCCCGCCGCGGCGCUGCCAGGCCACAGGAAACUCACCUGCAGCCAGGACACCCUGGGCAGCGGCGACCUGCCCUUCAGCAACGAGUCCUUUGUGUCUGCCGACUGCACGGACGCCGACUACCUGGGGAUCCCGGUGGACGAGUGCGAGCGCUUCCGCGAGCUCCUGGAGCUCAAGUGCCGGGCGGGCGGCGCCGGGCCCUGCAGCCCCUACUACGCCGGCAGCGGCCUGGACGCCGCCAAGAGCGACCCCGAGAGCGUGGACCAGGAGCUGGCGCUGCUCAACGAGGAGCUGCGCAGCAUCGAGCUCGAGUGCCUGAGCCUGGCGCGCGCGCACCGGGCGCCGCCGCUGCGCGAGCCGGGCCGGGAGCCCUGGGCGCUGCCCCACGGCGGCCUGCGCGCCUGCACGGCGGGCGCCGACGCGCGCCGCCGCGAGCUCUCCGACAUCACCGAGCUGCCGGAGAGGUCCGACAAGGACAGCUCGAGCGCCUACAACACGGGCGAGAGCUGCCGCAGCACCCCGCUCGCCCUAGAGAUCUCGCCCGACAACUCCCUGCGGAGGGCGGUCGACGGCCUGGGCCGCCCGCGCGGUGACAGCGCCACCGAAGCCCCCGGGCCGGCCGCCAACAGCCUGCUGGCCAUCACCGAAGACCCCGAGGUCGGCUCCCCAACCUAUGGCCCCGCGGCCACAGAGCCGGGCCCCGGCCAAGCCCUGGAGGGCCACGAGCGCCGGGCGGCCGAUGGCAGCCGCAGCCCCGCGAGCAGCCCGACGCCGGGCCCCGCGCACGCGGCCUCGUGCCCGCACUCGCCCUACAAGCACGCGCACAUCCCGGCGCACGCGCGCCACUACCAGAGCUACAUGCAGCUGAUCCAGCAGAAGUCGGCCGUGGAGUACGCGCAGAGCCAGGUGAGCCUGCUGAGCGUGUGCAAGGACCUGGGCUCCGCGGGCGCGUCGGAGCCGAGAAUGCAAUGGAAGGUGAAGGUGCGCAGCGACGGCACGCGCUACAUCACCAAGCGGCCGGUGCGCGAUCGCCUGCUGCGCGAGCGCGCGCUCAAGAUCCGCGAGGAGCGCAGCGGCCUCACCACGGACGACGACGCGGCCAGCGAGCUCAAGACCGGGCGCUACUGGAGCAAGGAGGAGCGCAAGCAGCACGUGGUGCGCGCACGCGAGCAGCGGCGCCGGCGCGAGCUCAUGAUGCAGAGCCGCCUGGACUGCCUGCGCGAGCAGCACGCGGCCGACGAGCGGCGCGAGCUGAGCAUCCUGGAACUGAGCCACAAGAAGAUGAUGAAGAAGCGCAACAAGAAGAUCUUCGACAACUGGAUGACCAUCCAGGAACUGCUCACGCACGGCACCAAGUCGCCGGACGGCACGCGAGUGUACAAUGCCUUCCUGUCGGUGACGACGGUAUAAUCGGCGGCGCCUCCUUCGCGCGCGUGCAAGAGAGACCACCCCCGGUGGUGCGGAGAGAUUCCUGCCUCGUUCAAUGCGGCAAGCUCCUGUAUAUACGACAAGCGCGGCCGUCGUGUGUAUAGUCCAGACGGGCCACCCCCUCCCCAGCGCCGGGUGCCAUAGCUCUAUUUUAAGUGGAGGGGCAAAACGCCCUUUUCCUACCUGGGAGGUGGAUAUGGACAGCUUUUUGCAAAUAGCGGUUGUACUUUUUUACUUGGUACCUUUUACAUAAAAGUGUUUAAAUUUCAGAAAGAUCUUUUAUUAAGCAUACUUUCACAGAAUAAUUUGUUUAAAACUAUAUUCAUAUGAGAAAAACGCGCUUCCCCCCCCCCCCCCCCG